UGUCUCUGCUUUCUCCUUCACUGUGCCCCGCAGUACCGACCAGGGCUGAGAAACUGCACACUGCGCCUGCAAAUAAAGGUAAGAAAAGAAGAACUUUAGUCAAUUCUGCGGUAGGACAAGUUAUAGGCGUGUGUUGCUUUAUCUGCAUGAUAAUGUAGUUGUUGUCAAGUACCGUUUGUCUCUCAGGCAAAUAUGAGUCACACAGACAGAGGUGGGAGUGCUGCUGCAGUUAUGCCAGGGUUUCAGUGCCAGUUCAGGCCUGUGGGAUCGAAAAGUUCCCAUUAAUCCACGUGUAAACCACCAGGGAACAACUCAUCCCCACGGUGGGAUGUUUCUUCUCUUUGACCAAAACAUGCUCACAAAAUGGAGGGUUACAACGGGGCAAAGGGGGUUCCAAUUCUUUUCUUGUUUUCUUUGAAUGUAAUUUGAUAAUCUGAAAAUAUAGUAAUCCUCAAGUGUUACUAGUGAGAAAGGGUUUAUUCUUUGUGAAAGUGUUUUUUUUUAGGGUGUGCAGUGAUUUUUAACCCCACCAGCAGACACAGACGUCUGACAGACGCAGGAACAAAGAAAGCAGAGGUGGACGCAUCUGGCAAAUAAGACAACACACACGUCUGCUAAUGAGACAAUGACAUGUGAUACCAUAAAUCUCGAUACAACGUCUUAUCUGUGUGUUUAUUCCAAAGCACAAGGUCCACAAAGAAAUAUAAAUCAUGGACCGCUAUCUUUUGGCACUACUGUGGUCCAUAAAUGCUGAAUGGUGGUGACCCACUAAGUUGGUUGAUAAAACAUUGUGAUCAGAUUGAGGAAACAAACACAACAGAAGCUUUAAUUUUUAUAGCUUAAUUUUUUAUAGUCUAAUGAAGGUCAUGAUAUAAAAUGCUGACUCUCCAAUAGCUGAUAAACUCACUAAUAAUUGUACAGGGUGUUGCAACAGAGUGACUAUGUGACCUAAAGCCAGCUGCUACAUUGUUGUUGUCUCUGUUUACCUCAUAACCCACCUGAGGUGACUCUCAUGCAAAAGACUGAACCAUAAAACAAGAAUAUUGACACCACAAGCACUGUGAAUACAAGCUAUAAAUUGUCUCGCUGUAACUUGACUGCACUUGACCUUAUCUCACACACACAUUCCUCCCAUUAUAUGCUACACACACUCGCCUUGGGUUUACCUUAUCUGUGGGCCUGGGCUCUGUUGGGUAACUGCCUGUUUACUCAGCUUUAUACUUUAAGUAUUUGUUCAUUAACAGUUUGUGUAUCAUCUUUAAACAACUUAAUUGAACUGUUAUUUAGUUUUUGAGCAAAAGUUGAUAUAACUGCUUAAAUGUCAGCUGUUGACAUAGUUUGACAUGAUGGUUAAGUCUAAACUUUAUUUCUAAUACAACAUUUACUAAGAGAAAAUAACUAAUUUAGUUUUUUACAAAUUAAACUCUGAAGCUUGGUUCAUACAUUAAACGUCAAUAUAUUUUUAUUUUUGGUCAGUUAAAGUAGGAAAGUAGUUUAUUUGGUUAAUGCUAAUUUUGCAGUGCGUAUAUAUUACAUAUUAACAGCUGUACCUGAAUUUUGGGUUCAAAGCUCACAACUCAUCUCAAUUCCCUCUCCAGUCUUAGUCAGACCAGCUUGUGUGAAUAGAUAAUAAGGAAAGUGUAGAUGUUGUCAUGCAAAAUCGUUGACAACCAUAACUCUUUUUGUGUUGUUGUGGCUGCUGUUUCUGUCACAUACCUCUGCUGUUUCCAGCUGUCUGCCUGACCUUCGAGUCAGGACUGUCAUCUGGCCGCAGCUCAUUAAAGUGUUCAGAUGUGUGGCAUCACUGUGUUUGUGUAUAAAUACAGAGUGGAUUUACAAUACAGACAAAUGAAGCCGUAUUUCAUCGGGGCUCCACUGGCUAAACCUGGAUGGUCGUUGAAACUCUGGUCACAUGUGUCGUAGUGUUGGGUUCACCUGAGCUAAAUUUAGAGCUGAGUGCUGAGACUCGGGAUGAGGGCAAGGAGGAGGCACAGAGUCAAAAAUGGAUUCUGUGGUGGGGACGUAGAGAAGAAGUGUUUGGAGGGGACAUAAACGGUCCGGGGAUUGUGCAUGGUCAGCAUAAUGCAGGUCAGCUGGCACACAUUCACGCACUGUUUGAGAAAUGACAACUGACAGCAGAGACAGAUGGACAUUUUGGCACAUGCCCUGAUUUACACUCAGGUCUAUGCCUGUGAAAAACAUAAGACCUUGAAACCUCUCUGAUAUAAGUUAUUAAAUUUGAAAAAAAUAAACCAUGGAAGCAGAAGACAUUGAUCAGAUUUUAAUGAUAAGAAUAGCUUUAUUUGAUCCCCAAAGGAAAACAAUCAGACCUUGAGAAUUUUUUGAAGUUGUUGUCUCUCGAUUGUAAAAAUGUGAAUCAGGAUCUUUCGAUGGGUUUGUGGUUACGUCUCAUCACAGUACUAUUAUUCAUAAGCAAACUAAAACAGUCUUGAUGGAGUUGUUUUUUAAAAGUGAUUCAACUAAAACAUUACAUUGAAUUACUUUGUAAAGACACACAGUGUAAGGUUAUGCUCACAGCGUAUUGAUUCUGUUGUAGAGAGUGAACCUGGUUCGUUGUGGAUCACUGCUUUAUCAUAGUUUGUGGCUCUCCACAGUCUUACAGAAUUUUGCAGCAACUCAGUCUACAUCCCAUGUAGCUGAAUUUCAGUACUCUUGUUGUGUUUUUGUGAUUGCAGCAGGAAUCACUUUAAGUGUAAAAUGUCUGGAAACCCUAAUGAACAGACCGAACCUUCAGGGCCACGAAUGAGAAGCCAGUCAGCUAAAGAGACACUUUUUUUCUGUCCUAGGUCACCUUUAAUUUGACAAAAUAUCUGUGUAAUCCAUUGAUCUUUAUUGCAAAUGAGUGGCUGUUAAAAUCAGAUAGAUCUGCUUCUAUUAAUUGGAAGACAUACUUUCUAUGAGUGUUUAACAUCACGCCAACCUAAAUGUGGAAAUGAAAAUGACUGAGAGUGAAUAUGAUGCAAAUACAGUAGGACUCAGGAUGUCAUUCAAUAGGUGAAUGACACUGUGUCAUUAGAUUGCAUCACAGCUGCUGUAACAUGCUGCUGAUGUAAUACUAGUGAACAGAUGGUGCUUACCUGUAUAAUGUGCUGUGUUUUCUAAACUCCUCAAUAACGGCCACAGAGGCAACUCAUCAUUUUGUUCUUUUCAUGCAGCUAAUCUGUAUUUUUAAUCUGAUAAAAGAAAACUAUUUCCCUCUGACACACAGAGGCCGUACUCUGGCCUUAUCAUGUUAAACACUGUGCACAAAGUACACAUGUUCAUUAUAUGUUGCCCUAUGUACAUACUGUAUAUUGUGAUGCAAUAGUUAGACAGUUCUUUGCAUAGGAAGGACAGCUCUGACUGCGUUUUGGAGAAACAUGCUAACAUCCACAGACGCUGCAGACAAACCCACAUAUUGUGCACUGUUGCUGUCCAAACAGAGCUGCACAACUUGCCAAAGUUUCCCAUUGUCCCUUGCACUUUUCUCCUCUGAAGAGGCAUGGCUGAGAAAGGAGUGGUGGUGCAGACAGACAAGGCAGGAAAUGGCAAACAGGCAGAGAACAAAGGCCACUGUGUGACAUGUGAACACAACGUACCCAUGGGACAUGGUGAGUGAGGGGGGCUGUGUGUAGAAAGAGACAGACGACGCAUCAUCAGGGUCCUUGGAUUGAGCUUUGGCUGCCACAAUUGGAAAUUUAGAAAAUCUCCAUCCUUUCUCUUUGCUAAUUCUGUGCCUGAUUGCAGGAAAUCUGAUACAGAGAAGAUGUGAUUUGUGUACCUAACAUCGAGGAGACAGCAGGACUAAAGCGCAGAAAGGCUGUGUCAGUAGUAAAUCAUUAAACCAGCUCUAGGUCAGGAGUAAAUGUAGGAUAUUCUGAAUGCUCCUGCAAAGUCACCUUGUCAAAAAAUGUCUUCUUCACAUGCACACACACACAGACAUGCACCCAGGAGACCCUGAUGACUGUGUGCAGCCCGGUGCAGUGCAGUGGUGUGCAGGAGUGAUAGAUGCUGACUAACCAAACCUGCUUCUGCUUAGGUUCGCUCUUCUGCAUUUGCUCAGAUAGUUUUUUUACACACCAUACAUAUUAAAUGUCUUUAACAUCCCGGCAUUAUGGAGAGGCUUUAAAUGCUGAAAAGUAAAAGAGUCUGUCUGCAUCCUUUUCCUCUCAGAUUGGUUAUUAGAUCCUCAUAAAGUCUCCUGCAUAUUUCUGGUCCCUGCCUUCAUUAGUUAAACAACCUCUGCUGCUUGCAAAUGGAUUUUUGCCAAGCGAUCAAUAGGGUUCGCAUGGUGAAUGGUGGGGGAGGAGCGAAGCUGUAUAUCACCUGCAUUCAGACAGGCUUCCACCAGCUGAGACAAAUAUGUGAAUGGAUGCAUUGAGUUUGUAAAAAAAUGUUUCUUUUUUCUUUUUCUUUUUUUUGCUGUAAUGUCUGUCUGUUAAUGUUUUACAUGUGAAGGAAUAUAAGGCAUUCGAUCGGCAGUGCAAACUGUGCUGCAUUGUUUUGUUCCUGCAGUAGUGCAGAGCUUCAUGUGUUUGCAAGAGCUACUCAGCUUGUGUUUGUUCACUCUGUCUUUUUUUAAAGGGGCAUUCCAACAAUUUUAUAAGCAAUGUUAAGUGUGGAUUAGUUCAAAGAUGUGGGUGUUUAUGAAGACGAGAAUAACAGACAGUUAAGUGGCAUUAUGGGAAAUGUGGGAAAGGCAUUUUUUUUGCCCAUGCUUGAUGCUAGAGAUCUAUCAGCCUUUCCUGCAUCCACCCUGAUCAUUACUCUCUUUAGAUCUUUUCCCUUUGAGUUUAUCCAUUUUUCAAAAGUUCUGGAGUAUCCCUUUAAUCUUUUAGACUGAUUUCGUAGUUUGUAUUUUGACGUUUAAGAAAUAAAAAACCUUUUUUUUUAUUUUUAGGCAAAAUGGCUGUACCUCCUGCAUACGCAGACUUGGGGAAAUCUGCUAAAGACAUCUUUGGCAAAGGUUUUGGUAAGUCAAUGAAUCUCUGAACUGUUUGACAUGAAGCAGAGCUGAUACAGGAGUACACUUUGGUUGAUCUUUGGCGGUCUGUUUUGACUGCAGCUGUUUUAGAGCCAUGCUGUGCAACAAAGGGAUGUGAGUUACAUUUCCACCCUUCCUUGUCUUUUUGAAUUUACCUAACUUUUUUUCUUCCUCAGGAUAUGGAAUCCUCAAGCUGGAUGUUAAGACCAAGUCUCAGAGUGGUGUUGUAAGUACUUUUGUUGUCUCUGUCUGAGUCUGAAGUGUUUUCAUUUGCAUGUCCAGGCUUCUCCCUCAGCACUUUGUGGAGUAGACCUGAUGGCUGACUCACGGCCUUGCAGCACCUCAUGUCAGGCUAAAUUUGCAGCCUGACAUGUAUUCAGUUGAACCUGCAGAGUCAGCAGAGAAACGCCGUCUGACAGACAAGAUUACACCUCACUCUUUUCCUUAAGCAACAUGUCCUGUUGUGAUACUUCACGCCAGGCAUGCUGUGCUCUUGUUGCCAUGGUGAAACCAUAAUGAGCGCUUGCAUUCAGAGAUUCCCACAUGCCACAAAACUCUAACCACAUUGUAAAAAAACAUGACAAAAGUAUUUCCUCUGCAUCUCCACUCACAAAUUUCUGCGCUCUGUCGUGCUGCUUUUCAUUUUCCCAUUGAGCUGAUAAAUACCUGCAUGUGAACUCCGUGUAAUUCUCUCUAACCUUCUCUCUCCUCUCCUUUUUUCUGCUUUCCUCUUUGGACGUUGCUGUCAGAUGGUAAGAGAGAGUGUGUGUGUGCAUAUGUAAUGAUUAAACAUGGAUGCUCGGCAGGGUAAGCCAGUGAUACCAGCUACGUGUUUGUGUGCAGACAGUGUGUGCAGGCUUGGUGCCAAGUGUCACUUUGCAGCAGUAGCUCGUCUAAAUGACACCAUUACCCAGGCUGCUGCAGCUGUUAACAGCACUGAGCCUCAAAUGCACCCAAACAGCCUCUCCCCCACAGUCCUGCCCUUAUUUUCCUUCUCAAUUGACUUCUUUAUCUUGUAGGUGUAGUUCUCAGUCUGAAUAAUGGGCCGUACAAACCUGACAGGGAUUGUGUGGCAGAGGAAAAGCACAGAAGCCAUGUUUGUUUCCCUCCACUCUGUUUGUGCUUUCUCUCCCCCUCUUUCCAGUUUUUCUAGUCGUCCUUUAGUGUGGCUAUGUUCCUUCUGCUUCCUCUCUCGAAUUUUUUUUUACAAUUUCCGUCUUCUCUCUAAUCGCCUUAUCCCCCUCUUCCCCGCAGGAGUUUGCCACCUCAGGCUCCAACAACACAGACACAGGAAAGUCAGGAGGUCACCUGGAGACCAAGUACAAAGUGAGCGAUCUGGGCCUUAACUUCAGCCAGAAAUGGAACACAGACAACACGCUCACCACAGAAGUCACCAUCGAGGACCAGGUGAAGUCAGAGAAACCUUAUAUACAUUUAAAGCAUCAAUAUUGAUCAUAUUAACGUUGAAAGUAUUCACUCAUGAUCUGUUUUUCCUGUUUGUGUGUAGUUGGCUAAGGGCCUGAAGCUCAGUCUGGACACAUCGUUUGUGCCCAACACCGGGUAAGAGCGAUCCUGUUCAUGCUUCUUCCUUAUAUUGACCAAAUAAAUGAAUGCGUAAGCCAGUCAUUACGUGUGAAACCUACUCCGUCUACAUGACUUCCCUUAUUUGUAUUUUGUUGUUUCUGCAGCAAGAAGAGCGCCAAGCUGAAGACUGGUUACAAGCGCGACUAUGUCAAUGUGGGCUGCGAUCUGGACUUCGACAUGGCGGGGCCCACCGUCCACGGGGCUGCCGUGCUGGGCUAUGAGGGCUGGCUGGCCGGCUACCAGCUGGCUUUCGACACGGCCAAAUCCAAACUGACCCAGAACAACUUUGCCCUUGGAUACAAGGCCGGUGACUUCCAGCUUCACACCAGCGUGUGAGUCAAUGACUUCACCACAGUAGAAAGAGAGGCAGGAAGUGGAAGUGAAUCACAGCAGGAUGUUAACGUCUGGAUCUAUAUGUUUGUUGUUUCAGUAAUGAUGGCACUGAGUUUGGUGGCUCCAUUUACCAGAAGGUGAACAGCAACCUGGAGACGGCAGUCCAAUUGGCCUGGACAGCUGGCAGCAAUAACACACGCUUUGGAAUUGGAGCUAAAUACCAGCUGGAAAAGGACGCCUCUUUGUCUGUAAGAACUUACCGCAACAUAAAACACUACUAUACACUAGAAAACCAAUGUACAGACUGUUAUUAAAUGUGCUGAUUUAUAAAGAAGAGACAAACGAGUCUUCUCAGACAGGCUGUUAAGGCUUAAACAUACAGGAUCAGUAUUGAGCGUGUAUCGUUAGCAUCUCGUAUCACCCAGCAAAUAGGUUGCCGUUAUAAUCAAUGCAGCAAAGCGUACAGGACGAAUAUCAGCGCCGUCGCAGCUCCAUCUCAGAAGCGUAUCAAGAGCAGCACUGCUAAAGAUUCGCGACGAGUCUAUUUUUGCUGCUCUAGGCUUCCAAUAAGCGUCAAUUCACACAGAGAAGAUCGUUCUAGACUGGAUGUCAUGUACGAAAACAUGUGCAUGUCAUCUGGUAUUUCAAAAUAAGACACCACAUGUGAACUCUUGACUGUGUAUCAGUUUGUGUAGAUGUGAAAAUACUUCCUGGUUGUGGAUUUAUUGGUAACAGAACAAUCUGAUGGUCAAUCCCUGAUCCAUGUGGACCCUAACAGGACUUUUAACUUCUAACUCUGUCUGAGGUUAACAGCACAGCAUAAAGGAACAUAGUUUACUUUAUUAAACACGUGUAAACCUGCAAAAACAGAAACCUUAAAAUCAUGUUGCUUGUUUCCCAUGUAGUAGAGGCUCAACGGUCACUGAACUAUAUCCAAAUUAGCAGGAAAUAGACCACAGAAAGGAAAAAUAACUUGUUGUGAGUCUGUUGUUUCCUCUAUACUGAGCCCAGCUGACCAGGACUGCACUACGCUGCUGCUACGCUCCAAAUACGCAUCCUGUAUGUGAUACCCAGGGCUGCUCUACAGAGCAAAUACGGAACAUGCCUGUGUGUUUUCGGCUUUAGAGUAUACUGACACGCAAGAAUGUCUAGAGGUGGACUUGACAGUGCUUUGAGGUGUGAACUGUGAGGCAGGGAUACAAUCCAGACCAAGUCAAGUCAGUUUGCAGUUUUACAAAGCUGGCUUUCUUGUAAUUUAGCUGAAUCACCAUGGUAACCUACUCGAAACUCAUGAUCUGGUCAAUGCUCUGUCAUGUUCUUCAGAAGUAUUUUUAACUUUCCUCUGAAGCCUUCUUUUAAAACUGAUUUGUCUACAUAGUUUCAGUGUGUACAUUCUGACUGCUUCAUGCUUUCUCCUCACAGGCCAAAGUUGACAACGCCUGCCUUGUUGGAGUUGGAUACACACAAACUCUCAGGCCAGGUUAGCUGCCGCCUUCAUUAUUUUAACUGCCUAACAACAGACUAAAGCUUUAUUCCUUCACACUGAUAUCUGACCCUGUCCUUUGCAGGAGUGAAGCUCACCCUCUCAGGUCUGAUUGACGGGAAGAAUGUGAACGGCGGCGGACACAAAGUGGGUAUGGGUUUCGAGCUGGAGGCUUAAAGAUUCGGAGGGAGAACUGACGAGAAGAGAGGGGAAAAAAGCAACACAGGAAGAAGAUUAAAGAGCCCAAAUGUGAAAACACGGCAAAGGUCCACUCAGCGACACAUGAACACAGCUUCCCUCUGGGUCCUACUCACAUACGCACACAUUCUUUUGCCUUAACCUUGAAACCCUAAGCAGCCUCCAAGACCUCCAGUACUGUAACCUCUAAAGGGAUUAAGCAUUGUUUUGUAAAAUCUACAUUAUUUACAGGAGAGAACAUUAUCUUUAUCUUUCAGCAUAAAAUAACAGGAGACACCAAAUACAGACUCAUCAGCAGGAAAUUUACACAGAACCUCCAGAUCAUGUGCUACUUCUGAGCAGUUUAACAGGACAAAGUGCACUAUUAUAAAAAGCCCUGGUGUGUCAGAUAUAUCUGUUUGAAGUAGGAUUCAAAGCACCUUUUUACCUUGAAUGUGUCGUCAUCUUGUUAUGGUUCAGAAGUACUCUGGGUUUUGGAUUUUAAUCAAGUAGUAGAGGAUGCUUGUUUUUGGUAAGUUUUGGUUUUGUUGCAUGCUUUUAAUGCUUGAGGGAAGUUUUGAUUUUCAAUGUCGAUUUGAUGAGUACAGAGACCGUAAACAGACGCAAUAAAACCUGGAGGGAUUAAGCAGAAAGACAAAGGGCAGCUGGUCCCUCUCAGACUAAGUGGACCGGUUCUGGUUCACUAUUUGACCUCAGUGACACAGUUUUAUUCUGUGGACCCUCAGUUGCCUAAAUGUCUCUAUUUCAGCUCCUGUUUGGAGCUGUAUGUCGCCUCUUUGUCAUGUCUGGUUUUGUGUCCUGUACCUUUUGAACCUUUACCACUACAUUUCACUUUAUCUGUGCUGUGCUUUGUUUAGGAGAGUUAGCCCACAGUUAGGACCUCAAACAGAUUUUAUUGAGUUUAAGGAAUAAAGAAUGUUCAACACUA
Xyrichtys novacula (pearly razorfish) is the source of this 9510-nucleotide messenger RNA. NCBI's taxonomy places the organism in Eukaryota, Metazoa, Chordata, Actinopteri, Labriformes, Labridae. The record is from the annotation of a GenBank genome assembly.